GGCAAGAAGUGCAGCAGCACAAUUGGAGCAGCCCUGCUGACCUCACAGCUGAGCUCUCUAUUUAAGAUCUGGCUCCCAGAUGUUGCAGGAGGAUCGAGGCAGCUGCAGAGCCAGCCUGGAGUGUGGAGUGAGAGCCUUCCCAGCCCCUCUGUGCCCUGGAGAUGAUUGCACUGCUCCUCUUCUCUGCCCUGCUCUGGGACCAGGCUGCAGCCUGGGGCUUCAAGGAUGGAGUGCUGCACAACUCCAUCUGGUUAGAGCGGGCGGCCGGCGUGUAUCACCGCGAGUCGCGCUCCGGCAAGUACCGGCUCACCUACGCCGAGGCCAAGGCGGUGUGCGAGUACGAGGGAGGACACCUGGCCACGUACCAGCAGCUGGAGGCAGCCAGGAAAAUAGGUUUCCACGUGUGUGCUGCUGGCUGGAUGGCAAAGGGCAGGGUUGGUUAUCCCAUAGUGAAAGCUGGAGCCAACUGUGGCUUUGGCAAGACUGGAAUUGUUGAUUAUGGAAUUCGCCUCAACAGGAGCGAGAGGUGGGACGCCUACUGCUACAACCCCAACGGAAAAGAGUGUGGCGGGGUGUUCACGGACUCCAAGCACGUGUUCAAGUCGCCAGGGUACCCGAACGAGUACGAGAACGAGCAGAUCUGCUACUGGCACAUCCGGGUCAGGUACGGGCAGAGGAUCCAGCUGCAGUUCCUGGAGUUCGAUGUGGAGGAGGACACGGCGUGCCUGGCGGAUUUCCUGGAGGUCUACGACAGCUACGACGACAUCAACGGCUUUGUGGGCAGGUUUUGUGGAGAUGAGCUGCCAGAUGACAUCAUUAGCACAGGGAAUGUGAUGACGCUGAAAUUCCUGUCGGACGCUUCGGUGACGGCCGGCGGGUUCCAGAUCCGCUACAGCACCCUGGACACUGCCAGCAGCAGGAAUUCCUCAGCCCCAGGGAAAAACAACUUUUUAUCCGGCAAAUUCGGGAUUAUGUGAGCACAGGAGUUUUAGACUGAGCCUAACUCACUUAUCUGGGUCUUUGGUUUUUU
Ficedula albicollis (Collared flycatcher) is the source of this 1030-nucleotide messenger RNA. It is a transcript of the gene TNFAIP6, whose product is annotated as TNF alpha induced protein 6. Gene Ontology annotation, biological process: cell adhesion; negative regulation of inflammatory response. The coding region runs from base 162 to 977 and encodes 271 amino acids. Gene Ontology annotation, molecular function: hyaluronic acid binding. NCBI's taxonomy places the organism in Eukaryota, Metazoa, Chordata, Aves, Passeriformes, Muscicapidae. The transcript has 6 exons. The record is from RefSeq and is a predicted model, not a curated record.